AUGAUUUCCGUCAAGUCAAUCCCAAAAGUCUCAUUAGAUACUACCAGGCCAACAAAGGAAACAGAGAACUCGAAAGUAGCUGACCAGCUAGGCUUCAAACACCUUGAAUUUCUCGGAUGUGGAACUUUAGGAGAAGUAUCGCUAGUGAAAAGUAAAGCAAGAGGUGGACAGUCAAUUGUUAUGAAAAGAAUGUGGUUGAAGCAAGGAUGUUAUCAGAAUGAGUGCGACAUUCAUCGAGCGUUGAGCGUCGGAAAACACGCAAACAUCAUCAGAAUGCUCGCGUCGUAUGAAACUAAGGAUUAUGGAGUUAUCAUGAUGGAGUAUGCAGACCAAAAUGAUUUGAGCUCCCACAUUACCAAAAUAAUGGAUAUGAAAAAAGUUCAUAAGUUUUUCAAGAAUAUGGUGACAGGCAUUCAGUUUAUCCACAAACACGGAUAUUGUCACCGAGAUAUCAAGCCUCAGAAUCUUCUUAUUUCACACGGAAAAUUGAAAAUUUGCGAUUUCGGAUUGGCGUGCAGAUACCAAGACGAGAACGGUCCGUUCAAAGUGCCAGGUGGAUACGGAACACGGAUGACUGGUGCACCAGAAAACUUCAAAGGAGGUCUCGUCGAUGGGCCACCGCUCGAUGUAUGGUCGAUGGGGAUCGUGUUGGUGGACAUGAUUUGUAAUCAAAUUCCAUGGGAGCAAGCAAUCCGAAAGAACGUGCUCUUCAACGGAUACUGUACCCAACCGGACUGGAAAAGUGAGGAAUUUGAUACAAUAAAGGAAGAAGAUGAAAGAAUUUUGACUCUUGUGAAAAACAUGCUUCAAGUGGACGUCUCAAAACGUUGGACAGUGGAGCAGAUUCAAAACGAUGAUUGGUACUGCAACUUCGUUGAUAAAUGGCCGAACCAUAAAGCUCUCCAAACCCCGAAAAGAAAAACGUAUGAAGAACAAUUUGAAGAGGAGGCGGUGGCAACAGCGAAGAAACCGAGAAACGCUCAAAAUGCUGCAUGCAAGUGUUGCCGUUAG
Messenger RNA from Caenorhabditis remanei, 1011 nucleotides. RefSeq lists its product as uncharacterized. The record is from RefSeq and is a predicted model, not a curated record. Gene Ontology annotation, biological process: mitotic DNA damage checkpoint signaling; protein phosphorylation. The coding region runs from base 1 to 1011 and encodes 336 amino acids. Gene Ontology annotation, cellular component: nucleus. Gene Ontology annotation, molecular function: protein serine/threonine kinase activity; ATP binding. Lineage: Eukaryota; Metazoa; Nematoda; Chromadorea; Rhabditida; Rhabditidae. The transcript is spliced from 5 exons.